UUUUCAUUGCCAACUAGUUUAAAAGGGGCAUUUCCUUGUGUGUUGAAGUUGUGUCGUCAUUCAACACAAUACUAGUGUAAAACGCAAUAAUAUUGAAUACUGCUUAUAUUUUUAAAAUCAGUGAAAUGGAGUUUCCUCAUUUAGGUAAACAGUGUGCAGAAUCGUCUUGUCAGAAAUUGGAUUUUCUUCCUGUAAAAUGUGAUGCAUGUGAGAAAAUAUUUUGUCACGAACACAUGAGUUAUAUGGGACACAACUGUGCCUCUGCCUACAAGAAGGAUGUGCAGGUUCCUGUCUGUCCCCUCUGCAAUAAGCCAAUCCCAGUUCGUCGUGGAGAGUCCCCAGACAUUGCUGUGGGGGCCCACAUUGACACAGAUUGCCAGUCCGACCCAGCCAAGAACAAACGGAAGGUGUUUACCAACAAAUGUUCCAUGAAAGGCUGCAAGGGGAAGGAAAUAGUAACGGUAGUCUGUAAUGAGUGUUCUCUCAACUUCUGCCUUCGCCAUCGCCACACUGCCGACCACAAGUGUCAAGGAAGACAGGCAGCAACGCGAAAUUUAGCUGCGCUUGAACAAAGGAUGAAUAAAUAUACAUCUGUAGAAAUAUUUGAAGUUGUUAUUGUGCAUGUGUGGCCGAUAUUUCCAGAUCGGUUGUUAUUCUAUUUUUCCUUUGUUCUUUUCUCAUUAUUUCAUCUUGUUAAGAAUGGGAACAACUUUCUUAUAAUGUUUGAAUGUAGUCACGAACACAUGAGUUAUAUGGGACACAACUGUGCCUCUGCCUACAAGAAGGAUGUGCAGGUUCCUGUCUGUCCCCUCUGCAAUAAGCCAAUCCCAGUUCGUCGUGGAGAGCCUCCAGACAUUGCUGUGGGGGCCCACAUUGACACAGAUUGCCAGUCCGACCCAGCCAAGAACAAACGGAAGGUGUUUACCAACAAAUGUUCCAUGAAAGGCUGCAAGGGGAAGGAAAUAGUACGAGUAGUCUGUAAUGAGUGUUCUCUCAACUUCUGCCUUCGCCAUCGCCACACUGCUGCCGACCACAAGUGUCAAGGAAGACAGGCAGCAACGCGAAAUUUAGCUGCACAAGCAGCUACGGCUCGGCUUGCAGCGCCAACCCAGACUCCUGCAGUUGCCUCCGUCCAAGGAAGUUUGAGUGAAGAUGAAGCACUGGCUCGAGCAAUUCAACUGUCGAUGAUGGAAGAGAAACACACAAACAAGAGCACAACUCCCGAGGAACAGUUGGCAGCGGAUGCAGCCCUAGCUCGGGCAAUAGCAGAGAGUGAGCGUACAGCAAGACGACCCAUCACAAGCAACACUCCUAGCAAUAGCCGGUCUAACUGUGCUGUUUCAUAAAACACUAAAAGCACACAAUACUGUUAUAGGCUACAUCCUUACAGCCACUAUGACACAACAACUUGGUAUUUUUUACACUGCCAAAUAUUUAAAAACACUGUAUUUAACAAAAUAGAUACUGUACAUUAAGUUAUUUUAGGCUGUUUGUUUUAUUGGAAAUAUCUACUAGCUUUAACUUAUUUAUUUUAAUUGUAUUUCUGUGACUCCUACAGCAUAAACCAUGUGGAAGAGAAGGUUGUGAAUUAAUAUUUCUGAACUUUAAUAUUGCUUUUAUCACUUAGUUCCUGAAUUCAUUAUUUCAUUGUAUUUUUAAUGUGUAAAACAUAAAACCCAGUGCAUAAAAAAGUAAAUUAAUAUCGCAUGCUUCUUGAUUUCUAUUUGAAACUCAGAAUUCUUUAGCUAAAACAAAAAUUAUGAAAAUAAAUAGCUUCAAAAUGUACGUGAAGAGAAAGUAUAAAUUUUUAUGUUACUAAAUUUGUCAAUAAUAGGGCCUCUCUGCCAAAUGUAUAUAAGUAGAACUACUGUUUUCCAUCAUGUCUUGUAUUGUCAUCAGUUUUGUAAUAUUCUAAUCAAUGUGAUUGGUUUGUACAGCAUAAGAAUACAUUGGCAAGUGUGAGAUUCGCAUGCUUUGACUGGAAAUAAAAGAUUGAAAUAAAUUUAUGUAGGCCAUAUAAAUGUAAAUUUCAAUCAAUUAUAACUAGACUACUUGUGUAGUAGUUCUGUCCUCAAUUAGCCUAGUGCAACAAUUGUAUUAAAAUACUGUUAACUUCAUCAUCAGACACCAAAGAAAUAUAUGCAUUUUUGUUAUUCA
Molecule: messenger RNA, 2157 nt
Organism: Homalodisca vitripennis (glassy-winged sharpshooter)
Lineage: Eukaryota; Metazoa; Arthropoda; Insecta; Hemiptera; Cicadellidae
Product: AN1-type zinc finger protein 2B-like
Biological process (GO): proteasome-mediated ubiquitin-dependent protein catabolic process; protein targeting to ER
Cellular component (GO): endoplasmic reticulum; cytoplasm
Molecular function (GO): zinc ion binding
Source: RefSeq, a predicted model, not a curated record